Pogonomyrmex barbatus (red harvester ant) is the source of this 2742-nucleotide messenger RNA. It is a transcript of the gene RNaseZ, whose product is annotated as ribonuclease Z. Gene Ontology annotation, biological process: mitochondrial tRNA 3'-end processing. Lineage: Eukaryota; Metazoa; Arthropoda; Insecta; Hymenoptera; Formicidae. Gene Ontology annotation, molecular function: 3'-tRNA processing endoribonuclease activity. The record is from RefSeq and is a predicted model, not a curated record. Gene Ontology annotation, cellular component: mitochondrion.
GCGGAUUAUGGUAGCGAUCGUGCGUGAUUGCAUCAGGCACACGAGCUAAGCGAGAAGAACCGAACGAAUGAGGGCCAACGUGUGCUCGUUCGUGUGUCACGUUGUAAACCGUAAUCUUCGCUCGUUGCUCCCGCCUCACGUUGAUCACGGUUUCCAGCGGAAUCUAUUGAUUCGUCGCGGCCAAAUUUUACAGGCUUAUCGCUAUAGCAUCAUGCCGCGUUCCAUGGAGCAGAUGCUCUACAUGCAAAGAAUGAGGCAGAAAAUAAAAGAAAAGUCGACAAAGUAUGUCAGCAAUGCAAAAGUGUCGUUGCAGAUUAUAGGUAGCGGGGCUUAUGGCACGCCAAGAUGCGUCUACCUGACGACAGGCCACACCAGGUAUGUCUUCAACUGUGGCGAGGGCACGCAGAGAUUGGCAUAUGAACACAAAUACAAACUGAUCAAGCUGGAGCAUAUAUUCGUAACAUCGGCAACUUGGAAUAAUUUAGGUGGCACGCCGGGAAUGCUCCUGACGCUACAGGAUGUUGGAGUACCACGGAUUUAUAUACAUGGUCCCAAAGGGAUGAUGGAUAUAUUCAACACGAUUAAGAAAAUUGUGUUGCUGCAAGCUCUAAAGAUCAAUGAAGCCAAAUGCAAUGAGUCAGAAUCAUACGUGGAUCCACUGAUGACUGUUUCAUAUGUUAUCAUUACGAAAUCAAACAAGCAGGAAGCAGAGUCCAUUGCUGUAGGAGAAGAGGUGGUCGACGACAUUAAUUACUGUGAUUAUAAGACUAACUCAAAUGGCAAGCGAACAUAUGAUAAGAUAGCAGAGACUGAGCCAAAAGUACAGAGGAUAGACCCAAAGCCCAACGAGAGGAGAAUAUCAACCGUGAUGUCGUACAUUUGUAAAUUGCAUCCUCGAAAAGGUACAUUAUCUUUAGAAAAAUGUAGAGAGAAGGGUGUGACACCUGGUCCUUUACUUGGGCAGCUCAAAGCUGGCAUGGAUAUUACUCUUCCUGAUGGUACAGUUGUUUUGAGCAAGGACGUUUGCUCUCCAGAAACACCAGGCCCUACUUUUAUAGUUGUUGAAUGUCCAUCGGAAGAUUAUUUAGAAUCCUUCGUGAACCAUUCUGCCUUCGCGCGGCAUCAAACGGAUGUAGCGAAAGAUGGCGACGUUCCAUGCUGCAUCAUUCAUUUUACCCCUCAAAAAGUGAUGGACAAUUCUCGCUAUGUAAAUUGGAUGAAUAAAUUUGGUCUCACUACGCGGCACAUAAUCGUGAACGAGGAGAAUGAGUGCAUGGGUACUGAAGCGGUUCAUAAGCACCAGCACAAGCUCCAUAUGUUGCAUCCUGAGAUAUUUCCUUUUUUAAAUGAAGAAAGCUUUCAAAAGAAGACAAGGGCGGGAGAUUUGCCCAUCAUACAUCGGCCCCGAACGCAUCACACACUCCACCUACAGCCGCAGCUGAAAUUCGAUACGGAACACGAAGUAUCGCUGCAUCCGCAGGAAUACGUAGACGAGGUUUUCAAGAUCGAUGGUAUUUUAGACGCGUUGGCGGAACUACAAACGAACAUCAACGCUCGAACGAAGAUGCUGCCUGUCGGUAAUGAAUAUCCAAAGAUUGUCAUGUUAGGUACCGGCUCUAGCAUACCAAAUAAAGUCAGAAACACGAGCGGCAUACUUUUGCGAGUUGACGAGGAUCAUAGCAUGUUGCUGGAUUGCGGUGAAGGCACGUUCGGGCAGAUAGUGAAAAUCUAUGGAAAGUCCGAAACGCCCAAUGUCAUAAAAACGAUCAAGGCAGUCUACAUAUCGCACAUGCAUGCGGAUCAUCAUAUCGGAUUGAUUGGCCUAUUGAAGGAAAGAAAAAAAGUCACGCAGGAACCUUUGUAUUUGUUCGCGCCGGGACACAUCGCCGCGUGGUUGCAAAUGUAUCAUAAAUGUUUCGAGCCUAUUUUAUAUCAAAUCAAGCUAAUUUCGAACAGCGAGUUCUUCAUGAAUGUACACCAACCGGAAGAAUACAAAUACCAACCUAUGUACAAGGCGCUGAACGUACAAGCCGUGAAAACAGUAUAUGUCAAGCAUUGUCCUUAUUCUUUUGGCGUUUCCGUGACACUUCAUAAUGGAAAGAAAAUAGUAUAUAGUGGUGACACUAUGCCUUGCGAGAAUCUUGUGAAACUUGGUCAAGAUUGUGAUCUACUCAUUCAUGAAGCGACAAUGGAGGACAAGUUGAUAAAAGAAGCGAAAUUAAAACUUCAUUCGACAGUCUCGGAGGCCAUACAGAUAGGCGAACAGAUGAGGUCAAAAUUUACAUUAUUGACACAUUUCAGUCAGCGCUACUCUGUCAUUCCUCAUUUGCCUCAUUUGGAUAAGAACGGCCCUAAAUUAGAUAAUGUCGGCAUCGCGUACGACAAUAUGCAAAUCAGCCUCUCACAAUUACCGUUGUUGCCUUUGAUGUACCCGACAUUAAAGAUAAUGUUUAACAAAUAUUAUCUGGAAAUAGAAGACCGAGCUGCUAAAAGACAGCGAAUGGCGGCUGAUUAAUUGUAAAUAUUUUAUAUGCUAAUGUAAAUUAUGACAUUACAACUUCCGCCUUAUACCGACAUAGCUUUUCUUUGAAGGGUCAACUUUUUUAUAAAAUAAACAUUUAAUGAAUGUUUUGCAUAUAUAGUGAGAUGAAUUUAACUAACCGUUAAAAUUUUGUCUUUAAUCUUUUAAGUUUUGUGUAAAGUAAACCGAUCUAUAAAUAAAAAAUAGUUCUCUUCUCUAAA